AUGGACUGCAAGAUAUUAGUGUUAGGCGCGGGUGGUCUAGGUUGUGAAAUCCUCAAAAAUUUGGCGAUGCUAAGUUUUGUCAAGCAGGUUCAUAUUGUUGAUAUGGAUACUAUCGAAUUGACAAAUUUAAACAGACAAUUUCUUUUCCGUGAUGCAGACAUAGAUAAGCCAAAAGCUCAGGUAGCAGCCCAAUAUGUAAACUCACGAUUUCCUCAGCUGCAGGUCGUUCCUCAUGUGCAGGACCUUACCACUCUACCCCCGAGCUUUUAUAAGGACUUCCAAUUUAUCAUCUCGGGACUGGAUGCCAUUGAACCACGUCGUUACAUCAAUGAAAUUCUCGUGAAGCUCACCUUGGAAUCCAAUUAUGAAAUUUGUAUCCCCUUCAUAGAUGGUGGAACAGAGGGCCUCAAGGGUCAUGUAAAGACAAUCAUCCCGGGCAUCACUGCAUGUUGGGAAUGUUCCAUCGAUACCUUGCCUUCACAACAGGAUACCGUACCAAUGUGCACGAUCGCCAACAACCCUCGCUGCAUCGAGCACAUUGUUGAGUACGUCUCAACGGUAAAAUACCCCGAGCUAGAUGUUGAGUCUACGGCGAAUGUUGAAUUUAUUUUGGAGAAGUGCUACGAAAGAGCUGCAAGAUUUAACAUCUCUACGGAGAAGCUAUCAACAGAAUUUAUCCUGGGUAUAAUCAAGAGUAUCAUACCGAGUGUAAGCACUACAAAUGCAAUGGUUGCCGCCACAUGCUGCACACAGAUGGUUAAGAUAUACAAUGAUCUAAUCGACUUGGAAAACGGUAAUAAUUUUACUCUGAUUAACUGCUCCGAAGGUUGCUUUAUGUAUAGCUUUAAGUUCGAACGGUUACCCGGCUGUCAGGUUUGCUCUUGCGAUUCCAACUAA
Molecule: messenger RNA, 897 nt
Organism: Saccharomyces mikatae IFO 1815
Lineage: Eukaryota; Fungi; Ascomycota; Saccharomycetes; Saccharomycetales; Saccharomycetaceae
Gene: UBA3
Product: NEDD8-activating protein UBA3
Exons: 1
Coding region: 1-897 (298 amino acids)
Biological process (GO): protein neddylation
Cellular component (GO): cytoplasm; nucleus
Molecular function (GO): NEDD8 activating enzyme activity
Source: RefSeq, a predicted model, not a curated record